Molecule: messenger RNA, 1350 nt
Organism: Alligator sinensis (Chinese alligator)
Lineage: Eukaryota; Metazoa; Chordata; Crocodylia; Alligatoridae
Product: keratin, type I cuticular Ha6-like
Exons: 7
Coding region: 1-1350 (449 amino acids)
Molecular function (GO): structural molecule activity
Source: RefSeq, a predicted model, not a curated record
AUGACUUCCAAGUAUUGUACCCACACUAUCUCUUCUAGGUCUGGGAAGGGAUCGUGUGUCACAGGUGGUGCUUUCCCUUGGCUUUCUUCAGUCUGCUCCAGUAGUCCUUCCAGGUUUCCAGGUCUCUCAUAUGGUGGAAGAAAUAUUUCAGCUUCUUCUGUUAAACUGGGAUCUUCUGGAUUAGGAAACUGGUUGCCUAGUUCCUUUCUACCCUCUGGUUACUAUGGCCCAGGGUUUGCUGGAUGGUGUGAUGAAGGGAUUUUCAAUAGUAAUGAAAAGGAAACUAUGCAGUUCCUCAAUGACCGCCUGGCUUGCUAUUUGGAGAAAGUGCGUCACCUGGAGCAGGAGAAUGCUGACUUGGAAUGCAAGAUUCGUGAGUGGUAUGAAUGUCAAGUCCCCUAUGUGUGCACUGAUUUCCAGGCUUUCUAUAAGACCUUGGAGGAGCUUCAGCAACAGAUUUUGUGUGCCAAGACAAACAAUGCCAAGAUGGUCUUGCAGAUUGACAAUGCCAGGCUGGCUGCAGAUGACUUCAGAACCAAGUUUGAAAGUGAACAAGUUAUUCGCCAGAGUGUUGAUGCUGACAUUAAUGGCCUGCGUAGAAUUAUGGAUGAAUUUACUCUAUGCCGAGCUGACUUGGAGAUGCAACUGGAAUCCCUGAAGGAGGAGCUGCUCUGUCUCAAAAAAAAUCAUGAGGAGGAAGCCAGCGUACUGCGAUGUCAGCUUGGUGCCAGAGUCAAUGUGGAAGUUGAUGCUGCUCCGUCAUGUGACUUGAAUAAGGUGCUAAAUGAGAUAAGAUGUCAGUAUGAGAACUUGGUGGAAAACAAUCGCAAAGAUGUUGAGGCCUGGUUCUCAACCAAGAUGGAAGAACUGAACCAGCAAGUGAUCUCCAGUGGAGAACAGCUGCAGUGCUGCCAGACAGAGAUUACUGAUCUGAGACGUACUAUACAGGCCCUGGAGAUUGACCUGGAAGCCCAGACAAGCAUGAAAUCCACUCUUGAAUGCACCUUGCACGAAACUGAAAACCGCUAUGCCUCCCAGCUUGCCCAUCUCCAGUGCCUGAUCACCAAUGUGGAAGCUCAGCUAGCUGAACUUCGAUGUGACAUUGAACGGCAAAACCAAGAGUAUAUGGUUCUUCUUGAUGUCAAGACCCGCUUGGAGACUGAGAUUGCCACCUACCGCCGGCUACUGGAAGGGGAGGACUGCAAGCUUCCCAGUUUCCCAUGUGUCCCAGAUUGUGCACCACCUUCCCAAAUCACUACAAAAAUCCGCACCAUCACUGAGGAGAUUAAGGAUGGGAGAGUCAUUUCUUCCCGAAAACAAGUCCAGCAUUGCCCCCCUUUAGUACUCUAA